Messenger RNA from Opisthorchis viverrini, 812 nucleotides. RefSeq lists its product as hypothetical. The record is from RefSeq and is a predicted model, not a curated record. NCBI's taxonomy places the organism in Eukaryota, Metazoa, Platyhelminthes, Trematoda, Opisthorchiida, Opisthorchiidae. The transcript has 3 exons. Bases 224 to 640 code for a protein of 138 amino acids.
GUGCUAUGUUACUGUUAAAAAGCCCUCCUGCAUCACUUUAUAAAUUAUCCUUGGUCUGCCGUUUCACAAAACCACUUAGGAGUUGCGUUGUUUUUUGUUGGAUGUCAAUCAAUCAUUACACACAUACAGACAAGGAUUAUAGAUUAAGGAAAAGUGACUAUCGGAUAUAAAGGCGAGGAAGUUUGUAGGUAGUUCAUUCUCCAAUUCAUAUACUUGUGAAAAAAUGGGAUUCUUUGAAAAGACCCUAUCACUGAUCGCGUUGGCAGUCGGCAUAACCUGCUCCCUCGGAGUAAUUGGGACUUGGGGUAAUGCAAUAAAAGAAGUGACAACCUCCAGUGAUAAGACAGCGCUGUCCUGCACCGUUAUUGCACUGUCUAUUCUUACCGGAACGUUCGUUUUCAUUCUGAUAACGCUUUGCUGUAGCUGUGACAAAUGUCUUAACGUCAUUGUUCUCAUUGCUGGAGGAGCAGCACUAUUCUUUGCAGUCAUUGCCUAUAUCGCCUACUACGACUGGUCGACCACACCCUCAUUGGUGCUCUCAACUCCGAAUAAAGUGCCCCGUGCGAGUGAAUGGAUGUUUGGAAACAUCAUCUCUAGCGUAGCAGUCCUCCUGACCGGAUGCACGCUCACUUUCACGUGAAAGCAACUCAGUCCCACAUAUCACCAACACAAUGGGAUAACUGGUCAAUGUCACCCUAGCUAACUACAUUAAUUCCAUCUUUGUUCGUCAUUGAAAAUGUAGAUGUUAGUCUCGUCACUUCUAUGGCGCAUGUACUACAAGUAAUCAUUAUUCAAAAGGGUUCUUCUGCCAA